Vespa mandarinia (Asian giant hornet) is the source of this 1562-nucleotide messenger RNA. RefSeq names its product 3-hydroxyisobutyrate dehydrogenase, mitochondrial. Lineage: Eukaryota; Metazoa; Arthropoda; Insecta; Hymenoptera; Vespidae. Gene Ontology annotation, molecular function: NADP binding; 3-hydroxyisobutyrate dehydrogenase activity; NAD binding. Gene Ontology annotation, cellular component: mitochondrion. Gene Ontology annotation, biological process: L-valine catabolic process. The record is from RefSeq and is a predicted model, not a curated record.
CGGUAAUAUUACACAACUUAUUUUUAAUUUUACGUUUCUUUAAUAUACGAUAGUGUCAUUAAAGCGUUAACGGAUUCAUAAUCGAAACGUAAAUAACGUUUAUAUUUACCAAGCUAAGGAAUAUAUUCGACUUUUGAUCAAAAUCGUGUUUAAUAUCGAACCAUUCUAUGUCACAAGCAUACAAUUUAUACAGUAAGAAUAUUUUAUAAAGUUCAACCAUUAAUUACCAUCUUGUAAUACAAGUCAUUACGAGUGUUAUCGGGACCGAAUGUCAAAGUUUUACUGCUGUUGACGACGAUAAGACAGUGAUAAAAUUGAAAAUAAAAAAAAAUAAAAAACAAAGAAAAAUGUAUUUCCUUGUAUUCAUCUCAAAAUCCUCGAUCUGGAUAAAUAUGAAAGGUGUACGUCAACUUUCAAAGAAAAUUGGAUUCGUUGGUUUAGGUAAGAUGGGUGGUCACAUGGCAAAAAAUAUUUUGAAAAAGGGUUACAAAUUAAAAGUAUUCGAUGUUGAUAAAUCAGCCAUGUCUAAUUUGGUCGAAGUCGGUGCGAAUGCUGCUUCGACCAUUACAGAAACGGUGAAGGACGUUGACGUAAUCAUUUCUAUGUUACCUUCGAAUCAACAUGUUCUGGAUUGCUAUAUCGGUGAUAAUGGUAUAUUGAGUUCAGUGAGAAAAAAUGUACUCUUGAUAGAUAGCAGUACGAUAGAUCCGUUCGUGUCGCAGGAAUUAUCGAAAGAGACUGAAAAAAGAGAAGUUAAAUUUAUUGAUGCUCCGGUAUCAGGAGGUACAAAUGCAGCGAGAGAUGGUACAUUGACUUUUAUGGUAGGUGGCUCUAAUGCAAAUUUCGAAGCUGCCAAAUCUAUAUUAGAAAUUAUGGGCUCGAGAAUAGUUCAUUGCGGUGACGUUGGUAUGGGACAGGCAGCAAAAUUGUGUAAUAAUAUGCUACUGGCCAUUAGUAUGAUUGGUACUGCCGAAAUUUUCAAUCUUGGUCAAAGAUUGGGCCUGAAAGAAAAUGUACUGAAUGAAAUAGUGAAUUCCAGUUCAGGAAGAUGUUGGUCUUCUGAAUUAUACAAUCCUGUUCCAGGUCUUCUACCUAAUGUUCCUAGUUCAAAAAAUUAUGAAGGCGGUUUUAGUACAUUGCUCAUGGCAAAAGAUUUAAGUUUGGCACAAUCUGUCGCAACUAGAACAAACACAUUAAUUCCUUUGGGGUCUUUGGCUCAUCAAAUUUAUAGGAUGCUUAAUAGUCAUGGUUUAUCGCAAAAAGAUUUUAGCAUCGUAUAUCAAUUUAUAAAAGGAAACAAAAUUUAAAACAAAAAUGCCGGCUUUAAGAGAAGAACAAUUAUGAUGUCGACUAACGUAGUAGAACAUUAUCGCCAUCUACAUAUUAAACGAUCUCGAAUAAUACGAAUAAAUGAAAGAAAAAUUAACGAUAAGUUAAAUCUUAUUUAUUUUAACGAUGCAAAGAAUUACGAGUAUGUUAAUAUUAUUUUCGUACUGAAAAUAAAUACAUAGAGAUUUCUGCAUUACCGACCGAUGCGUACUAUACAAUUCCUUCGAAACUGA